This is a messenger RNA of Rangifer tarandus platyrhynchus (Svalbard reindeer), 339 nucleotides long. The record is from the annotation of a GenBank genome assembly. Lineage: Eukaryota; Metazoa; Chordata; Mammalia; Artiodactyla; Cervidae.
AUGUGUCCUUACUCCAGAGAGUACUGUGGGCACCACGGGCCCCCGGAUAACGACCAAAACCAAAGACUGAGUAAGAAGCGCUCACCCAGGGAGACGUGGGGGCUGACAGAGGAGGGCCAGGCUGGGGGGGCAGCCACCAGAAAGUGGGAGCAAAGUCUGGAGAGGCGAUUCCCGCACCCAGGAGAGAACGCCGGAGGUCGGGCCUGCGCGGUCCUCCCGGCCGCCGGCCUGGCCGGGCAGAGGUCCUGGAGCCCACGGCGCUCCCUAGUGGUCACCCACGUGGUCGCCGCGCAAACGGUCCUCCGCCGGACGUGCGCUCGCCGGAGCCCAGACCUCUGA